AUGGAAUUGCGAUUCACAUACACAGGAAAUAUCAUUUCACUUAGCUUUCAUGAAGAAGACACUGUUUGGUCGGCAAAAGUAAAAUUAGGCCAGGAAAUAGGAAUUUCAGCAGAUCAAAUCAAGCUUCUGUAUAAAGGGUCAUUGUCGAACGAAUCCAAGUUGCAGGAUGUUGUCAAAGUUAAUGCAAAGGUUAUGGUCAUUGUAAACAAAAAUGCAAACGUAGUCAAUGAGACUAUAUCGCAACUCAACUCUCCUAGAAAAAAUGCCGCCAGUUCAUAUGCUUUGAAACCAAAGAAACCUCGGACGACCCCUAAAGAAGCGUCCCCGUAUACAUUCAAUCAAUUCCAAGUGCUUAAUUAUCCUUUUAAAGAAAGAGCCUUGAAAUAUUUGGAACGCCUUCGGGAUGAUGCUGGUAUCCAACGAAUUAUGAAUUCACGUCAGUGGACAGUCCCUCUGCUUUCUGAAAUGGACCCAGCAGAGCAUACCCAACAUGAUUCAAAAACUUUGGGUUUAAACCAUAACCAUGGUGCCCAUAUUGAACUUCGAUUGCGGACAGAUCGAUACGAUGGAUUUCGAGACUAUAAGACAGUGAAAAGCACCCUCAUUCACGAGUUGUCACACAAUGUCCAUGGAGAACAUGAUGCUUCGUUCUGGGAGCUUUUCCGACAACUUACCAAAGAAGCAGACGCCGCUGAUCUUUUGUCAAAACCAGGCAGUUAUGUGAGUGAACAAGCAACUUAUAUUCCUAAAAGCAAUACUACUGAUGAAGAUCAAAGAAACCACAACAGAGAUUUGUUAUUAGCUGCCGCUGAAAAAAGAAAAAACACAAGUAAAUGA
Schizosaccharomyces osmophilus is the source of this 837-nucleotide messenger RNA. It is a transcript of the gene wss2, whose product is annotated as ubiquitin/metalloprotease fusion protein Udp7. Bases 1 to 837 code for a protein of 278 amino acids. The transcript has a single exon. The record is from RefSeq and is a predicted model, not a curated record. NCBI's taxonomy places the organism in Eukaryota, Fungi, Ascomycota, Schizosaccharomycetes, Schizosaccharomycetales, Schizosaccharomycetaceae. Gene Ontology annotation, molecular function: proteasome binding; protein binding.